Messenger RNA from Vitrella brassicaformis, 2154 nucleotides. Lineage: Eukaryota; Vitrellaceae. The record is from the annotation of a GenBank genome assembly.
CGGAAAGCGACCAGUCCUUUCCCUCCCUCCCCGCCCUUCUUGCAGCAGAACUACUUAUGGCGAGUGCUGCUUUCGAGAGUCAAGCUGCAGACCUUCCCGACUCUGAGGAGAAUCACAAUGGUGUGACGUCAUCUGCCUCCACGGCUUCCACCCCGCCCAAUCACGACCACACCGAUGGGCCAGGGCCUCGUGUUGUGGAUGCCCUCGUGGACCUUGACCACAAGGACCAGCAGCACCGCUUCCCCCCCUCCGCGCACCAGUGGAGGACACGACGCCGAGCCUACUCAGUAAGAAAGUGAUUCUUGUGCUUGCAAACACUUGUCUGCCUGGUCUCAUGCGUUUAGCUCACUGAUGCCGAUCGAGAGCGAAUGGCCGAGGUCCGGGCUGCACAGUGGCAGCAGGCGUACAUGGAGGAAAACAAGCAUCUCGCCCUACUACCUGCUUUCAACCGCCUGAGCACCAUCGCCAUGAUGGUCGAGGCCAAGGAGGGCACCGGCAGACACCGCAAACGGCCCAAAUGGUCAUCCAAAACCGAGUAUAUGCUCAGCUGCAUUUCGUUGUCAGUGAAGAAGCCGACCAAAGAAGAACAAACAAGGCGAGAGAGGUGACUGCAAUGUGUCCCGUCCCAUGUGUUUGUUGUGUAUAGUGCUGUCGGUCUUGGCAAUUUGUGGCGAUUCCCGUACCUCUGUUAUGAGGUAUCGUUACGGACUGCGAGCGGGAUAAGGAUCGCGUCUUUGUGAUUCUGUCUGUCUGCGUGUAUAUUUGCCUUUUUUUGAUGAUCCCAUCACAGAAUGGCGGGGGUGCCUUCUUGGUGCCGUACUUCGUCGCGCUGCUGCUCCUGGGUAUGCCCAUGUUCCUGCUCGAGCUCGCGAUGGGGCAGAAGCUACAGAUGGGGCAUGUCCGUGUAAGCUUUGCAAAGCAUUGGAUCGGUUCAAAGCUGACAUCUGCUGCUUUCUGCAGGUGUGGCGAAGUGUCCACUCGAAGCUGAGUGGCCUGGGUGUGGCCUCUGCGAUCCUUAGUGGCAUCUGCGCGCUCUACUACAAGUGAUUCAUACACAACAAGGAAUGCUGAAACGCACAUGUCCCACAUGGCGAAUUAUCGUGUCGUUUCAGCAUCAUAAUCACUUGGGCGAUUUACUUUUUUAUCCACUCCUUUUCCCCCGUGCUGCCAUGGACUGAAGGGGGCGUGGACGCAGCGGAUUCUGCGAAAAAGUCAGAAGAACGGGUCCACGACCAAAGAGGAAGCGCCGUCAGUGCACAUGUCGUUUGAUAGGUUCUGGCUAGAGGAGGCACUUCGACAAGCACCAGACAUGAAUGGAGGAGGUGGCUGGGGCAUCUCUCCGCUGAUGAUUGCAUGCCUCACAAUCGCGUGGCUGAUGGUUUACUUCUGCAUAUUCCGCGGCAUCAGCAGCACAGGCAAGGUGGUCUACUUCACUGCCCUCUUUCCCUACGUUGUCUUGGCCAUCCUCUUCGUGAGGGGCGUCACACUGCCUGGGGCCGUGGAAGGGAUCAAGUAAGGAAGGAAGGGCCCAACAAAGCAAAUACACAAGACAAACGCGCCAAACAUUUGUACUAAUGCGACGGCUUCAGGUACUACCUGAAACCCGAUCUCACCCGUCUGGCGAACUUUCGUGUGUGGAGUAUAGCCGGCAGUCAGAUCUUCUUUUCCAUCGGUAUCUCGUGGGGGUCGCUGAUCAACUUUGCGUCAUUCAACAGUCAGGUGCGUCAGGUAGAGAUAUCGCGUCUCACUGGUGCGACCUGUUGGUUUGUUCUGUGUUCCAGAAAAAUAACAUCUUCAUGGACACGUUGAUCGUCUGUAUCGUCAAUUGCGGCACAUCGCUUUUUGCGGGGUUCGUCGUCUUUUCUGUGUUGGGAUACAUGGCCUUCAAGGUGACCAGGAAGACCGCAGCUGAGCACAGCUGCCAUCACCUGCUGAUUCGUGUAUGGUAGACUGGGCUGCCGAUUGACGAGGUGGCUCGUGCGGGCAGCGGCUUGGCGUUCGUGGUGUACCCCGCUGGCCUGGGCACCAUGAACCACGCCUUCGUCUUCUCCAUCCUCUUCUUCCUGAUGUAGGUGAUUAUCUGCAGACGACACGCAAGGCUGUCCUGAUUUCCUCUCAUGUGUGUGCAGGUUAAUCUGCUUGGUGAGGAUAUGA